AUACAUGUGUAAGCUUAUUCAGAAUACAAGUACAAUUAAAUUAUAAUUAAUAAUAAUAGUAAUGAUAAUAAUAAUAAGGUACCUUGUAAAAGAUGCAUCCGGUUAAUGAAAAGAUCUAUCCGACUUUGGAAAAUCUCUCUUUUCUUUUUUCCAUUUGGCCUAUGUCUCUUUAUCAGCAUAUGAUUUACUUGGAAGAUCAUUCAUGAUUCACCAUGAACCAUGAAGAGCUCCCACUCUUUUAAUAGUCUCUAGAUCAAGUUUAACCUUUGCAUUCACGAGUUUUUUUGCCAGAUUUGGUCAUCAUUGUUACCUUUUUAUUGAUCUUUAAUCUUCUCAUUAGAAGAAGAAAGAGAAUGCAUUUGUAAAAACAAAAAGCUUGCUUUUCCUCUAUGUCCCGAUUAUCAAGACCCUCCUUCUGCCCACUUUCUCCGGCGCCGGCAAAGCCUUUAUUUGCCGGCGUCGAGACCCCUGGUUCACCGCUUUCCUUUGCUUCCCUAAGAUCUCUGUUUCUCUUCGCUUUUGGCCACUUACUCAAUCAUCCCAACCUUUCCCCCUUAACUCCAUGUCUGACAGCGGUAGUUUUGGUGCUAGAGCUGUUAGGCGGUUCCCGGCGACCCUCCUCCCUAGUCAAUCUCUGCCCACGAUUUCUCCAUGGAAUCUUAACCUCGAGGAGCCAUCUCUUACCAGCGGUACUUCAUCCUUCAAAGCUGAGACGGUUUGCUCCCGUUUGCUCAGACCUCACGAGUUUGGCUCUCUCUUGACCUCCAUUGCUGCCCUUUCCCACCAGAAAUAGCCACCGAUGAAGAACGGCGGCGGUAACCUAAUUUCUAUGGAUGUCCCUCGUUUGGACCAUCUUUUUCGCCAGCUGGGCUUAGGCCCAUUUCACAUUUCUUCGAGGCCCAACUUCAUAAGGUGUAUUCCACUUUUACCUUUGCAAAAACCCAGGUUUGGUCUAAACAUUCUUUUGUCCCUUCUUAGCAAAUUUUUGUGUCGAUUCAAGGAACCAAUUGUUAGAGGACGUCGAUUGGAAGCUAAUCAAACAUCAUUGCUAUUUUGGUACAAAUUUUAUCUGAGAACCUGGCCUUUAGAUUCACCUAGGGGUAUUACUCAUGAUUUCCAAAGCUUGAAGAAUACUUUGUCUGAUAGCUUCCUUUAUCGAGGCCUGCUAGAAAAGUUGAGGAAGAACGGCAUUAUGAUCCCGUCUCCAAGGAGCGGUGGUUACCGCAUCUUUCUCAACCCUUUAUCUCUGUAUCCCCUGUUUACCGAGCUCAUUCAUGUACAAAUUAUCAACUUUAGGGAUUACUUCCAUACGCUCAAUGCUUUGAAGCUUAGGUCUGGUUACUUUCUUUAUGUGUUAAGCCGACUACAAGCUUUGUGUGGAAUUCUUAAUCUCCAUGGAAUAGCCCAUGUGAGAGAGGAUCCACCUGUUCUGUUACGGCUUUACACUCAUAUUUUGCGAACCCUGGUUUUAGCUUCCUCUGGUAUCUUAAAGGACCAUGGUCUAAUGCUCUUAAACCCUCCCUGCGGGAUCUUUGAUGGUGGUGUUGGAAGCUUUUCCAAUGACCACUCGUCAUCAAGCUCUUCUGGCGUCUUCAAGCUAUAUGUUUUCAAUACCACCUCGUUUUGCUAUGUUUAGUCUAAGCUCAACUCUCACUCCACAACAAUUCUAGCAAGCAACGUCAACCACCAGAGCACCAUCACCUUUGCUCGAACCUUUGUCAAAGCACUACUUUGUGUAGUUCUUCUCGUGCCGGCGAGAUUCAAGUCUUUGGCCCCUUCACCAACGCCAUCUCGUCUCUUGACAGUGGCAAUUUGUUCAUCCAUUGACUCGUUCUUGGAAGAAUUGUCGAUAAACUUUGACCUCACAUGUACCAAAAAGCUUUUUAGCUUUUGGCUCAAAGCUCUCAAGGAUCCUUUGUCGAUUAACCUUAUCUAUCAUUUUAUCUUUCUUAUGGUAACUUUGGGGUAUGCCCCUUAUUAUUGUGCUUUAAACUUUGGGAUAUCAGAUCCCUUCUAUCUCUGUAUUUGGCUUCUACUCUAAUGGAAUGAAAACAAAUCUUUGUCCAAAAAAAAAAAAAAAAAUCUUCU
Messenger RNA from Arabidopsis lyrata subsp. lyrata, 2088 nucleotides. RefSeq lists its product as uncharacterized. The transcript has a single exon. The record is from RefSeq and is a predicted model, not a curated record. Bases 800 to 1636 code for a protein of 278 amino acids. NCBI's taxonomy places the organism in Eukaryota, Viridiplantae, Streptophyta, Magnoliopsida, Brassicales, Brassicaceae.